This is a messenger RNA of Annulohypoxylon maeteangense, 2792 nucleotides long. Its product is annotated as TIP-1 family-domain-containing protein. Gene Ontology annotation, cellular component: Dsl1/NZR complex. The record is from RefSeq and is a predicted model, not a curated record. The transcript has 4 exons. Gene Ontology annotation, biological process: endoplasmic reticulum to Golgi vesicle-mediated transport; retrograde vesicle-mediated transport, Golgi to endoplasmic reticulum; regulation of ER to Golgi vesicle-mediated transport. The coding region runs from base 289 to 2658 and encodes 789 amino acids. NCBI's taxonomy places the organism in Eukaryota, Fungi, Ascomycota, Sordariomycetes, Xylariales, Hypoxylaceae.
AUCAAAUUUAUUUUAUUACAGGAAUCGUUUCGUUUUGCAUAUUACCUCGAACGAAAAACUCAUGCCAAAUAGUUGAAGUUGUAAUUAUUUCAUCUUGAAUAAAUCAAUUGACGGAAUGGUUAUACAAGCAGAGCCACCCCACCAAAAGUGAUUACAUAAUUCCUUAGUCUUCAAACAAUAUUCGCAUAAAUGCAUAUCCCAUUUAAUCAAUAAUACACUAUAACUCAAUGUUAGGCUUUUACGAUUUUCUCGAUUCCGCAACAUGUCCUCAGUAAACCGAAAGCAACCAUGGCUUUAAAUGCGCCAGCGCACUCCUACUCGAGAGAGCCCGAUAUCCGACUAGAGGACUAUCUCGACGAUAAGCUCCAGUCCACUACCGAUUUCGAGAGCCUCGACAACCUACUUGCAAGCGUCGAGAUCCAGCGCAACCAGCUGCAAACCCAGCUCGAUGAUGCCACCAAGGAGCUCCAAGAUGCCCGACGCGCAGCUGAAGACCGGCAGGGUGGACUCGCUAAGUCGAUUGACGAGUUCUACCAACUCCAGGAAAGCAUCGACGUUCGCAUGAAGAUCGUCGCCGAGUCGACCGCCCCCGACGAAGCCAUCCGCCGUCUCGAACAACCGAUGAAGCAGCUCCAUAAGGUGGAGCUCGCUUAUCAAUAUGUGUCGCUACUACAAGACGUCGAGAACCUACGGCUAGAGGCGCGUUCACACCUCCCACAGAACCCGAAGGCUGCGCUGCAGUCCUACUCCAGACUGAAGAAGCUAAGCAUCCGUCUACGAGAGCUACAAAGGGCGGCAGAUGAGGCCGCCACUCACCUGGUAAACUACGUCGAGAAAAUCACAGAGGAGCUUUGGCAGGAGAUGAAGAAUACGAUGUCAGCGGAACUAGAGAAUAUCCUUAAGAAACGCGAUUGGCCCCAGGGAGUCGAUACGAACGCCGAAAUGGAUGGCGAGUGGCUUCAAUGCUUCGAGAAGCUUGUCGAUCUACAAGUACCCGAAAUACUCUAUUCCGAGGGCAUCGUUACGCUGUUACCUAUCGAAGUAAUGGCGAAGCCUUUCGUGCAGUGGUUCCAAUUUCAGUUUAUGGGCAAUAAUGCGACCAGCAACCCUCACGCAUUCGGAACCUUCUGCAUUCCCCAAUUCAUUGCGCUGAUUGAUAAAUGGGAGGGCUUCUUCCGGGAUAAUAUGGGUUAUAUCUUAUCAUCUCGAUUUCUAAAGACCAAGGUGGGGGGCUUGUCAGUUUACCUGGAUCCUGCUUGUGCUCUGAUCACAGCAUUAUUACCUGUGAUGAGGGAGAAGGUGAAUGCUAUGGUCCAGCAUGGACUGCAGAACCCGCAAUUCUUGAGCAGUCUUAUAGUACAAUUAAUGGAUUUAGAUGACGAGAUACGCUCCAGAUUCAACUAUGAUGGUGGCGACCCGGAAAAAGGCUGGGCUGGUCUAACAUCGGAAGUACUGGAAAAACAUUUUGAUGAUUGGUUCAAGGCGGAGAAGGACUUUGCUCUUGAGCGCUACCAUGUCAUAAUGAACUCCCUCGACGCCCGAAACAUCGACUACGACUACAGCGGGGUUGGAAAGAUGAAACCUACAUUUGGCGCCGUGAGAGUAACGGAUUUGCUAAGAUCCGUCACCUCUCAAUACGAAAGAGUGCGCAGGUUCUCUCACAAGCUCCGAUUUCUGAUCGAUAUCCAGCUUGAGAUUUUGGAUGACUAUCAUGACCGCUUCAAGGAUUCCUUGGACACUUACUAUACGAUCAACUCGACAUUAGGCCGAACUCUUCAUGGGCUAACAAAAGAACAAGCCGCUGCAUUGGAAGGCACAGGCGCAUUUGAGACACUUUGUAAAGUGUUGGGUAGCUCUGACCAUAUAAUUGCUACCUUGAAAGAUUGGAGUAAUGAAGAGUUCUUCGUCACGCUUUGGGAUCAACUUCAAACUAGGGCUAAGAGGAGCCACGGUGACGGCGAUAUUGCUAGCGGAAUGAGUUACGAGGAUGUUAAGGACAAAACUUCUUCAGUCGUAGGCUCGGAUGGUGAUGGUGGCAUAUUGUUUGAUGAGACUAUCUCGGCAUACACCCACCGUCGCAAGGCCGCCGAGGAAUACCUUGUUUCAGCUCUGAAUGAUUCGCAUCAGAAAGCAUUCCGGCCCUAUUUCACUAAGGCUCACUGGACUACCAUUAGUGACAAUACUCACGUCGAAGCCUCCCAGCUCUCCUUAACCCCGGAGCUAGAUGAACCUCUUAAGAUACUGAAGCGAAACCUGGCUUUCCUCUCUACCGCAUUGAGUACAGCAGUCUAUCGCCGAAUAUGGCGAGAGUCGCUUGAGAAACUGCAGGAUUUACUCUGGACCAAUGUUCUCAUGACGCAGAAUUUCACAACACUCGGUGCCGCCCAGUUUGUUAGGGAUCUGGACGCAAUCACCUCUCUCAUAACCCGACACAUUCCAGACGGCUCCGCAGCAUUUAGCACGCUGCAAGACGGCUUGCAACUACUAAACCUGCCCCUAGAAGCCAAGGACGGAGGCGUGUCUCUCCAGCAAGCCAGCGACCUCGUCUUCACAGAUAACACAGAAGCCAAGAAGCUCCUAUCCGAGCUAGGGUUGGAAUCCCUCACGCCAGCCAACGCGAGAAAGAUUCUACAAAGGCGAGUCGAGAAUAGCGAAUAAAGAAUCGUGUAAUUUUUGCCUGUCUAUCACAGGCCCCUAAUCUAUUGCAAUUUUGCGCCCAUGCGCAACCCACAUCUGAUGUGUUGAAUUGCUCUUUAAUAAUAAUAAAAUCUAUUCCCGCGAGCCCCCUCCCC